CUGACUGGCGACUGCAGGUGUCAGUCGGCCGGUGACUGGCCUGCUGCUGGUAACAUGGGUGAUGUGCUGCUGACUGUGUCCGAGUUCCCUGCAGUCUCCGCGGGGCUGCUCCUGGUGCUUCUGACCGGGCUGCUAGUGCGUUAUUUGCUGCCCAGGUCCUCGGACAGCCCCCCACCGCCAUGCAUUCGCGGGUGGAUCCCCUGGUUUGGGGCGGCUUUCGAAAUGGGAAAAGCCCCCUUGGAGUUCAUCGAGAGAGCCAGAGAGAAGUACGGGCCAGUGUUCACCGUCGUGGCAGCCGGUAACAGACUGACGUUUGUGAGCGGGGCGGAAGGACUGGACACUUUUUUCACGUCCAAGAAAGUGAGUUUCCCGCAGGCGGUGCAGAAGCCCGUUCAGCGCGCCGCUUCCAUUGGAAAGGAGAACUUCUACAAAAACCACACAGCCAUCCACGAGACGAUAAAGCUCCACCUGUCCCGGAAACGGCUGCAGCCGCACGUCGCCCGUCUGUGUGGGGAGUUCUGGGGGCAUUUAGAGCGACUUGCCCCACGUGGAACGGAGGAGCUGUACGGUCUGGUACGACGGGUCAUGUACCCCGCCGUUGUGGACACGUUGUUUGGGAAGGGGGUUUGCCCCACGAGCGAGGACACGCUGGAGGAGUUUGAAGAGCACUUCCGGAGGUUCGAUGAAGGCUUCGAGUACGGCUCGCAGUUACCGGAGUGCUUUUUAAGAAGCUGGUCUCAGUCCAAGCAAUGGCUCCUGAAGUUAUUCAAAAGUAUCGUAACGGAAAUGGAAUCAAAGGAACCAGAGGAAGGCGACUCAAAGACUUUAUUGGAACAUCUUCUGGACACCGUUAAAGGGGUCGCCACCUACAACAACAGCUUGUUACUGCUCUGGGCGUCUCAAGCCAACGCAAACCCUAUAACGUUUUGGACGCUCGCUUUUAUUAUUUCGGAUCCUCUUGUUUACAAAAACGCCAUGGAUGAAAUUUCUUCUGUGUUUGGUGAAGCGGGCAAAAAGUUUUGUUUAACCGAAGCUGAUCUGACGAGGCUUCCGUACAUCAAGAACUGUAUGCUGGAGGCAAUCAGGCUUCGCUCUCCAGGGGCUGUCACGAGAAAAGUGCUGGAACCGCUGAAAAUCUACAAUUACCGGGUUCCUGCGGGAGACAUGUUAAUGCUGUCGCCUUUUUGGCUUCAUCGAGAUCCACAGCGAUUUCCUGAUCCUGAUGCCUUUCGACCUGAACGUUGGAAAAAAGCAAAUUUAGAGAAGAAUGUUUUCUUGGAGGGUUUCGUGGCGUUUGGCGGAGGGAAAUAUCAGUGUCCGGGGAGGUGGUUCGCUUUAAUGGAAAUCCAUAUGCUGGUUACCUUAAUGCUUUAUCGAUAUGAAUUUCACCUUCUGGACCCAGUUCCAAAGCAGAGCAACCUUCACUUGGUGGGCACGCAGCAGCCGGACGGUCCUUGCCGGGUCCGAUUUAAACAGAGGGGAUGAAGUCCGGCUCUACGGAAAGCGGAGGAAACCGC
Messenger RNA from Spea bombifrons (plains spadefoot toad), 1517 nucleotides. Its product is annotated as 24-hydroxycholesterol 7-alpha-hydroxylase. NCBI's taxonomy places the organism in Eukaryota, Metazoa, Chordata, Amphibia, Anura, Pelobatidae. Gene Ontology annotation, molecular function: iron ion binding; oxidoreductase activity, acting on paired donors, with incorporation or reduction of molecular oxygen; steroid hydroxylase activity. The transcript is spliced from 12 exons. The record is from RefSeq and is a predicted model, not a curated record. Gene Ontology annotation, biological process: cholesterol homeostasis; bile acid biosynthetic process. Bases 55 to 1485 code for a protein of 476 amino acids.